Molecule: messenger RNA, 2214 nt
Organism: Eimeria tenella
Lineage: Eukaryota; Apicomplexa; Conoidasida; Eucoccidiorida; Eimeriidae
Exons: 1
Coding region: 1-2214 (737 amino acids)
Biological process (GO): cellular response to unfolded protein; protein refolding
Cellular component (GO): cytoplasm
Molecular function (GO): ATP hydrolysis activity; ATP binding; heat shock protein binding
Source: RefSeq, a predicted model, not a curated record
AUGCGGGAGAGUUUGGAGGUGCUUUUGUCUGCAGCGUUUGCAAUUAGAAUUGAAACUUUGGACGUUUCGUGUGUCGGAAGAAGUUUGCGAGUUGCACGGUUUGUCGGCGGGGUGUACGUACAGCGGGUUUCGUGGCGCGGCAGCGGCGUGGCGUGCGUGGGCGAUUCGUGGCGAUUUGCGGGCGGCUUUUGGGUUUUUUUGGGGAAAGCAGUUGGAAACGGGGAAUUAAAGGAAAGUCUGCAGCGGAUCGGGAGAAUGGCGGAGGCUCCGGCGGUGGGCAUCGACCUGGGCACCACGUACUCGUGCGUGGGCGUGUGGAAGAACGACGGCGUGGAAAUCAUCGCGAACGACCAGGGAAACCGGACGACGCCGUCUUACGUGGCGUUUACGGACACGGAGCGGCUGGUGGGAGACGCGGCGAAGAACCAGGUGGCGCGGAACCCGGAGAACACGGUCUUCGACGCGAAGCGGCUGAUCGGGCGGAAGUUCGACGACCCCGCGGUGCAGGCGGACAUGAAGCACUGGCCGUUCACGGUGAAGGCGGGGCCUGCGGGGAAGCCGCUGAUCGAAGUGAGUUACCAGGGCAGCAAGAAGACGUUCCACCCGGAGGAGAUAUCGGCGAUGGUGCUGAUGAAGAUGAAGGAAAUCGCGGAGGCGUUCAUCGGAAAGGAGGUGAAGGAGGCGGUGAUCACGGUGCCGGCGUACUUCAACGACAGCCAGCGACAGGCGACGAAGGACGCGGGAACGAUCGCAGGGCUGAACGUGCUGCGCAUCAUUAACGAACCAACCGCAGCGGCGAUCGCGUACGGGCUGGACAAGAAGGGCCACGGGGAGAUGAACGUGCUGAUAUUCGACAUGGGGGGCGGGACGUUCGACGUGUCGCUGCUGACGAUCGAAGACGGGAUCUUCGAAGUGAAGGCGACGGCGGGGGACACGCACCUGGGGGGCGAGGACUUCGACAACCGGCUGGUGGACUUCUGCGUGCAGGACUUCAAGCGGAAGAACCGCAGCAAAGACCCGAGCAGCAACAGCAGGGCGCUGCGGCGGCUGCGGACGCAGUGCGAACGCGCGAAGCGGACGCUGAGCAGCAGCACGCAGGCGACAAUCGAAAUCGACUCGCUGUUCGAGGGCAUCGACUACUCCGUGGCGCUGUCGCGGGCGCGCUUCGAAGAGCUGUGCAUGGACUACUUCCGCAACAGCCUGGUGCCGGUGGAGAAGGUGCUGAAGGACAGCGGGAUCGACAAGCGGAGCGUGCACGAGGUGGUGCUGGUGGGCGGCAGCACGCGCAUCCCCAAGAUCCAGCAGCUGAUCCAGGAGUUCUUCAACGGCAAGGAGCCGUGCAGGUCGAUCAACCCCGACGAGGCCGUGGCCUACGGCGCGGCGGUGCAGGCCGCAAUCCUCAAGGGCGUGAACAGCAGCCAGGUGCAGGACCUGCUGCUGCUGGACGUGGCGCCGCUGUCGCUCGGGCUCGAGACCGCGGGCGGCGUCAUGACCAAGCUGAUCGAAAGAAACACCACCAUCCCCACCAAGAAGUCCCAGGUCUUCACCACCUACGCCGACAACCAGCCCGGCGUCCUCAUCCAGGUCUUCGAGGGCGAGCGCGCCAUGACCAAGGACAACAACUUGCUCGGCAAGUUCCACCUCGACGGCAUCCCCCCCGCGCCCCGCGGCGUCCCGCAGAUCGAGGUCACCUUCGACAUCGACGCCAACGGCAUCAUGAACGUCACCGCCACCGAGAAGAACACCGGCAAGUCCAACCAGAUCACCAUCACCAACGACAAGGGCCGCCUCAGCCAGGCCGAGAUCGACCGCAUGGUCGCUGAGGCCGAGAAGUACCGCGCCGAGGACGAGGCCAACCGCCAGCGCGUCGAGGCCAGAAACGCCCUCGAGAACUACUGCUACUCCAUGCGCGGCACGCUGGACGACGAGAAGCUGCGCGAGCGCCUCGCGCCCGAGGACCGCGAGGCUGCCUCCGCCGCCAUUCAGCGCGCGCUCGACUGGCUCGACAAGAACCAGCUUGCGGAGCGCGAGGAGUUCGAGGCCAAGCAGAAGGAGGUCGAGGCGGUUUGCACGCCCGUCGUCGCCAAGGUUUACCAGGCCGCCGCCGGCGCCGCGGGGGGGGCCCCCGGCGCUGCCGGGGGGGUCCCCGGCGCCGCCGGGGGGGCCCCCGCCGCGGGGGCCCCCGGGGGGCCCACCGUCGAGGAGGUCGACUGA